CAACGGUAACGAACCGUCGAUAUUAAAACGUCGGAAUGGGUUGGACAACAAUCGAAAGAGAGAAUUUCAACGAAGCAAACUUACUGCGGCGAAACCAAUGAAAUAUUUGCUGAAUACUUUGGUCCGUUAUUGCAAACGCAGCUCUCUUCACGGCUUGAAUUAUAUCGUCGAGCCUGGUGCGCAUUUAAUGGAUCGUCUGAUUUGGUCAGUGCUAUUUAUUACGUCAGUGGUGAGCGCCGGUGCCGUGAUUUACCUGCUAUCGACGAGGUUCAAGUCGGCCAGUACAUCGACGGUGGUCGAAACAACGAACUACCCGAUAUGGAAUCUUCCGUUUCCGAGCGUUACUUUUUGCCCCAGCAGUCGAAUCGAUUGGCAAAAAGCGAUGGAAAUCGAAAAGGAAAUGGUGCCUAAGGGUGACCGAGAGGCUAUCAAGACCUAUAGAGAAGUUGUGACGAAAUUGGCUUCCCUUACUUUCGGUGAUUUCGAUGAAUUUCGUUUCUUGAGAAAUCGUUCGAUGGGGAUGCAAAACAUGACGACAUUCCUUCGAAGCGUCGCUCCAACUUGUUCGAAACUUCUCAAGAACUGUUGGUGGCGCGACGAUUAUGAAAAGUGUUGCGAUUUAUUCGAAGAGCAGAGAACCGAGUACGGCUUCUGUUUUUCAUUCAAUUCGGAGACCGCUGAUCACGACAUGGAAAAGUACAGCGAAGUAGCGAGACCGAGGAGAGCGAGUUGGAUGGGUGAAUGGCACGGGAUCAGAUUUUACGUGAAAUUAAACGAAACCAAUCAGCCUCCGAGAUCCGGCAACGCACUUGGGAUCACGGUGUUCAUCGGGCAUCCGACGUCGUGGGCAUCAAGUGGACAAAAUGUUGGAAUCGGAACUAUGGCCAGUAUUUCCGUACAGUGUCCGUCGAGUUACGCGACCAAAAGAGUCCUCACAUUGCAGGAGAAUAAAAUGCCCUGCGUACCGAAUCCGAACAAUGAGUACAACCAGGAAUAUUGCAUGACCAGAUGCAGGCGAGACUACGUAAUUUCGCGUUGCGGUUGCAAUCCUUAUUUCUUGAUGCCAGCAGCAAACAAACGCGACUGCGAUUGGGGGGAUCUGAUUUGCUUGGAUAAGGAGAACGAUUUCUUCAACCACUACAUCGUGUCGGACAACAAAUACUUUCCCCGAUCUGCUGCGGGAAUGAAUUGCAGCUGUUUGCCGGAAUGUGAGGUGUACGAUUACAUGUAUCAGAUCAGUCAUACCGCGUUAGGGAAAGCGAUCGCGUCUGACACCGUAUUGGUCGACGUUCACUUCGCUUCUUCAACUAUGAUACGAUACAGAACGGACAUGGUUCACACGCCGCUGGAUUUGCUCGUCUCCUUCGGAGGAGUGAUCGGCCUGUUCCUCGGUGGUUCGAUACUGAGCGCCGUUGAGAUUUUCUAUUAUCUGACCGUCGGUAUUAUUCGUCAAGCUUUUCGACGAUCCGAGAAAUUUUCAAGAAAACGUACGGGGGACAAAAAAAAACUGAAGAACUUCGAUCGGGCCGAACAACCGUCGGUCCAAACCGUUCACGGAGUGGUCCUGCCUCUCGUGGAUUUUGAUCAGAAUCAACGAUCGAUGAAUUUUUAUAAGUACUGAUCGCCAGUUAUAAAAAUACCUUCUCUUGGGGCAUUUGUUCUUUGCGUUUCGUUGCGAUGUUAUAAUAUACGGAUACGCUUUCGUAAUUAACCAUAGCUCUGUUGUGCAGCGUUACAAAGGAAUACAAAAUUUUUCGAGAAGCACGCAAAAACGAAUAUGGAAAAUCCGAAACGUUGAAGCAUCGGCCAAUUAUAAACGUCAACGGGGCCGAUUAAAUUAAAGGACUACAUCCGGCUGGCGUUAUUAUUUCGUCGUCGAAAUCUUUUACAUUCGAGAUCAAAGUUCAAGAUAAAAAGUUUUUCGAGGUCAAGGGGAACGGCUAUUUAAGUCCGACGAGUACAUACAACGUAUGUACGGUACAAAUACCAAUACAGAUAUAUACGAGAGCGAUCGUCGUGGUAAAAAAAAAAAAGUUAAAAAUGAAGAAAAUAAAAAUCAACGGAGAAUCUCGUUAAAUUCAUACGAUUAUUGGACAGGAAUUGUUCAGGUAUAGGUAAUGGGGUUUCCUGGUUGAUCCUGACCAUCCGAGCAAACAUGUCAUUAAAUUUUCACGUAAUCCUGCGAAAGUGGUCGCUGGUUUUUACGGUAUUUUCUUCUUAUUUCUUUUUUUUUUCAAACUUCAAAUUUUUUUUUUCUCCAAAUUACCUAUUGCAGGAGCCGUGAGAGAUUUUGGGAAAAUAUACGCGACGGUUGCCUAAAAUUCCUUCAGGAUUCGAGGCGAUUGAUAUUUCCCGAAUCGAUCGGCGCGACGUUUCUAAAUAUUUCACAAAGAGAAAGCGAUUUGACAUAUUUCGCGAGAGCGCGAUGAUCAUUUAAUCAGAAGACAAGGGUCCUGCCGGUCCGUUUGCUGUCCAAUUACCGUCCCGAAGGAAUAUAAGCCUUAAAAUAACCGAGGAUGCGGAAGGAAAAGACAAAAUAAGGGAACCAGCCAGUUAUAACAAUCGAUCACCUUAUCGAGUGUAUAAUUGAUACGAAAAACGCAAGUAAAAUUGUUCGUUGAUUAUUCAACCCAUAAAUCGUCGAGGUUCCGGACUCGAGCGUCAGGUCGAAGAUCGGGUCAAGGGUUGAUCCCGGGUAGCGAGUCGGUCGAAUGAGGAAGAUGAGAAAGGGGGAAAAAGGAAAAGGGGGGCGAGGGGGGUGGGUGGUU
Messenger RNA from Athalia rosae (coleseed sawfly), 2768 nucleotides. RefSeq names its product pickpocket protein 19-like. The record is from RefSeq and is a predicted model, not a curated record. The coding region runs from base 98 to 1621 and encodes 507 amino acids. The transcript has 7 exons. Gene Ontology annotation, molecular function: ligand-gated sodium channel activity. Gene Ontology annotation, biological process: sodium ion transmembrane transport. Gene Ontology annotation, cellular component: membrane. NCBI's taxonomy places the organism in Eukaryota, Metazoa, Arthropoda, Insecta, Hymenoptera, Athaliidae.